This is a messenger RNA of Morone saxatilis (striped sea-bass), 924 nucleotides long. RefSeq names its product protein-serine O-palmitoleoyltransferase porcupine-like. Gene Ontology annotation, biological process: Wnt protein secretion; canonical Wnt signaling pathway; protein palmitoylation. Gene Ontology annotation, cellular component: membrane; endoplasmic reticulum. Gene Ontology annotation, molecular function: Wnt-protein binding; palmitoleoyltransferase activity. The record is from RefSeq and is a predicted model, not a curated record. NCBI's taxonomy places the organism in Eukaryota, Metazoa, Chordata, Actinopteri, Moronidae.
AGAAGAAAAGGAAGAGGGGCCAGGGAACACACUGAAGGUAACUUCUCCGUUAUCCAGCUACUAUCAGGUCCGGGUCUGCCACUGUUCCGCUCUUCCACAGCACAGCUGUAGGAUGGACAUAUCCAGCCGGCUGGAGAUGUGGCAGGAGCUGGCUGAGAUGUGUGGUCUCAUUACAGUCCAGCAGAGCCUACAGCAGGUCUGGAGGCUGCUGCUGCCCUGCCUGAUCUGCAGACUCUGCUUCAGACUGGGGGGCGUGUCCACUGCAAAGCAUGUGACAUCAGUGUUGGCUGGGAUGUACGGCCUCUUCCUGUUCUUUGAGCUGCACAUGCUGUGGGUCCUGUUGCUCAGUGCACUCUGUUACCUCGUUCUGCUCCUCAGCCGACACUCGAGCAGCAGAGGCCUCUUCCUUUCAGUCGUCAUCCUCAUCUACCUCCUCAUUGGAGAGUUGCAUUUAAUUGACAUGGUGACCUGGCAUAAAAUAAGAGGCUCUCAGAUGGUGGUGGCCAUGAAGGCCAUCUCUCUGGCCUUUGACCUGGACAGAGGAGCAGUAGGCACCCUGCCCUCCCCAGCUGAGUUCCUGGGCUAUGUUCUUUUUGUGGGCACUGUUGUGUUCGGCCCUUGGAUCAGCUUCUCCAGUUAUAAGAAUGCCAUUGAAGGCAGAAAACUGAGCUGGUUGUGGCUGCAGAGUUCCUCACUCAGCCUCGUGAAGAGUCAGAUCUGUCUGCUGGUCUCUACCUGCAUCGCCCCUUACCUCUUCACAUUGUUCAUCCCCGUCCAAGGAAACACAGUCACACAGAAGUGGCUGCAUGCGUAUGAGACUGCAGUGUCCUUCCACUUCAGUAACUACUUUGUGGGUCACCUCAGCGAAGGCACCAGCAUGCUGGCUGGAGCAGGCUUCACUGAAGAAAAAGACAACAUCAGAUG